AUGAGCACCUGGAUGAACGAAGCCGCGGUCCCCAACCAUAAUGGCAACGGCUUCCCUCACAUGAACGAUCCCAAUGCCGCCGGAGCCAUGAUGGAUCCCUCUGCCUUCAUGGGCAACCCGGCCCAUUUCAACCCGGCCCAGUUUGCCAAUCCCCAGCAGGCGCAGCAAGCCCAGCAGCACCAGGCCCAGCAACAACAGCAGCAGAUGGCCGCCAUGCAAAAUGGACAGAUGCGCAACGCUUCGCCAUCGUCUUUCCAGAAUCCCGCCUAUCAAACAAACCAAGUGAUCCCCUCGAAACGACCCCGUCCUCGCGAAGACAGCCUCGCCGGCUCACCGCGACAAAACCCGGGCAUGCUGCCGACGUCGCGCUCCGAGACGCCCCAGACGUUCCCCGGUUAUCAAGGCGCCAUGUCUCAACAAGGUCAAAGUCAGCCAUCGCCGUAUCCUCAUCUCCAGAAUGGCUCCGCGAAUGCGACGCCAUCCCCGAUAAUGGCAAACCAGUUGAGGCCCGGUAGCGUUCCUCAAAGGGUCGCGACCGCGUCACCUCAUCCAUUCUCGCCCGGCGCGCAACAGUUUGCUCCCCAGGCAUCGCCAAAUCCAUCCGAACAUGGUACGCCUCAACCGAAUCACUACAUGCAGAACCCGAACAUGCCCCCGGGCUUCAAUCCCAACUUCACGCCGACGCAACAGUCGCCGGCGAGACCCUCUCCUAACCCGAACGCGAUGGCAGGAGGGAUGAUGCCCCAGCAAAUGGGACAGAUGCCACAACACAUGGGACAAAUGCCGAAUCAGAUGCUGCCGCCCAACAUGCAGCCGCGAAAUGCGAUGGAACAGCAACAAAUGGCCGCGUACCAGGCUCGUCUUCAGAAACAGUUACAGCAAGGCAAUAUCCAGGGCAUGCAAAAUAUGCAGAAUAUGCAGAACAUGCAAAACAUGCAGAAUAUGCAGAUGGCGGCUCAGAUGCAGGCCCAGAGCAUGGCUCAGGGUCGUGGCAUGAUGCCCAAGCAGCCUAUGCCAAUGUCGAACGGCCAGAUGCCCCCAGGCGCGAUGCGUCCCCAGCAGCAACCGCAGCAGCAGCGCCCGAUGCCCCGAACCGAUCCCGACCAGUUCAUGAAGAGCCUCACAACGUUCAUGACGGCUAAAGGCCUUCAGUUUGACCCGAACCCUGCCAUCGGCAACCGUCCGGUUAGUUUGUUGACGCUUUUCCAAGCUGUUCAAGCCAAAGGUGGAUAUAAACCUACCACUGCUGGCAACCAAUGGCCAAACGUCUCCAAUCAAAUCGGAUUUCACCCUGGACAAAUACCGCAGGCGCCUCACAUGAUGAAGGAGAUUUACGAAAGGAACUUGCUGAGGUUUGAAGAGGCUUGGCAUGCUCAGACAAAUAGGCAACGUAUGAUGCAACAACAGCAGCAGGGCAUGCCCAACCAGCCCAUGCCUGGUCAGCAACCUCAGGGAACUCCAACCAAGCAGAUGUCUCCCCAAGGCCAGAUGCCCCAGCAACAGAUGAUGCCGCAAGGACAGCCGAACAUGCCUCCGCAAGCCCAGACGCCCGUUAAGCAAGGGUCGUUCAGUGGUCAGCCUCCUGCUGUGAAUGGUUUCCAAACUCCUCAACCGCCAGGACAACAGACACCAGCAAAUGUGCCGCCAGGUCAUGCGCGUAACAGCUUGUCGCGAAGCGUCGAGCCGACGCCUGGUCACCCGAACUUCCCCGCAGCGUCUCCCGCCUCCGUAAAGGGUGGCGGUAUGCCGAUGCCCGCCCCUCCCGUCAUGGACCAGAACCCUAUGGCUGCUUCGAUCAAGCCCCGUAUGCUGCGUCUCGCUCAAGAAUCCGACGAGUACACUCCAAGCGCCCGACCGCUGGAGGCUUAUGGUGGUAUCAACGUUCGCGCUUUCGAUCUGAAGGGGUUAGAGCUCCAGGCGUUGAAACCCGAUAUUCCGCCGCCAUAUGAGCUUGGCUACGUGGACUUGCACGCCCUUACCCGCAGCUUGGAGUCUGGUAUCCACGGCGAGGUUCGCCUCGCAUUGGACACCUUGGCAACGGUGACGGCAACCCAACAUCAGGCCCUGCAUAUCCAUCUGAAGUACUGCGAGGAGCUCAUUGAGGCUUUGCUGGAGUGUGCGGAGGAACAAUUGGAUUUUCUGGUGGAAAACACGGAAGAGUCGUCGUCGGAUAUCCAGCUUACACCGUACGAGGACGUCGCACGCGCAUGCUGGACCGAGAAGAUGGGUGUCAAGGAGUUGCCGAAGUUCGGGUCGCCAGAGUACGAGCUUGACCGAGCCGUUGAUCGUUUCUCCUGUGUCAUCACGAUUCUCCGUAAUCUGUCCUUCCCGGAGGCUGCCAACGAGAAUCAUAUGGUGCUUGGCGACGAGCUCGUCAUCAAGUUCCUUUGCGCCACCAUUCGAUACUUGGGCACGCGCAGCAUGCUUUUCCGAACGAACGCGAACACCCUCGAGUUCAUGAAGGAUGCCAUCAUCCUGCUGUCCAACAUCGCUGGUGCGGUCGAGAUUCCCGGUCGUGAACAAGCUCUGUGCUUGCUGCAUUUCCUUUUGGCCUUCGCUCCCGCACCUGGCCCGACGGUGGUAGAAGAUAAGAUGUACUUCCCUCCUUACCAGCCUGGUGUCCACACCUACACCUUCCACGCCGUGGAUGCGUUGGCCAGGUUCCUGGCAAGAGAUGAACCGAAUCGCACACACUACAAGACGAUUUUUGCGAUGGACGCUAGUAGCAAUCCGCCUUUCGACCUACUUACACGGGCAUUUGCGCUUUCGACGACCGUCAUCCCCAUCCAGACACCUGAGUCUGCUGUGGCACACGUGGAGGCCCCGGAAAAGUUUUUCAGACUGAUCGAGGACCGCAAGCCCUGGCUCAUGCAGGGUCUUCUGGCUGCCGAUAUCAUCGCAUCCCUUGCGCCGGGUCACGAGACGGGUAUCGCGAAGGCCUGGCUCACAAGCGGAAAUGGAUUCGCACAGAGCUUGUACCACUUUGUGCAGGUACUCGGCGCCCAGUUCGAGCAGCCGUGGCAAACGCGAAACGGCCAAGGCGAUCCCGCUGGUCGAGAUAACGGGCUGGUGUACAUUGCCACCUGCGGGAUUUCAACGCUGCGGCGGUUGGCCGAAAAGGCUCGGGACCCUAACGACCCCAAGUCCAGCCUUCCUGCCGACGCGUUACCGUCGGAGGAGUCCGUCUUCAAGAUGAUGCUCAUGCGGUCGCCCGAGUGGACCAAGGAUGGUGUGAUCAAGAACCUAUCGGCUUACUCAGCGUUGGAUUGA
This is a messenger RNA of Colletotrichum aenigma, 3270 nucleotides long. It is a transcript of the gene sol1-0, whose product is annotated as SWI/SNF chromatin-remodeling complex subunit sol1. Gene Ontology annotation, molecular function: transcription cis-regulatory region binding. Gene Ontology annotation, biological process: regulation of transcription by RNA polymerase II. The record is from RefSeq and is a predicted model, not a curated record. NCBI's taxonomy places the organism in Eukaryota, Fungi, Ascomycota, Sordariomycetes, Glomerellales, Glomerellaceae. Gene Ontology annotation, cellular component: nucleus; SWI/SNF complex. The coding region runs from base 1 to 3270 and encodes 1089 amino acids. The transcript has a single exon.